Messenger RNA from Fusarium odoratissimum NRRL 54006, 3566 nucleotides. RefSeq lists its product as uncharacterized. Gene Ontology annotation, cellular component: nucleus. The transcript is spliced from 5 exons. NCBI's taxonomy places the organism in Eukaryota, Fungi, Ascomycota, Sordariomycetes, Hypocreales, Nectriaceae. Gene Ontology annotation, molecular function: RNA binding. Bases 1331 to 2971 code for a protein of 546 amino acids. The record is from RefSeq and is a predicted model, not a curated record.
UAAAAAGGCAGCCCCACCUGUCACGCUCUUUCGCCUCAGCUUUUCUCCUCCCACUUCAUCCAUCAUCACCUCACGAACCAAGAAAAGAGCAGCAUCACUCUUGACGACAACGCCCAUCGAGGCGAACACGCAAACAACGCCAGUGCAGUUAUUUUCCGACCUUGUCUCUAGUACUGACAAUUUUUUUUCUCGUUUGACGGUCUCUGUUGGCUUUAUCGCCCACUGCACAAUCUCGUGACUCGUCGCGCUCCUGACGCAAACAGUAGAAGAGCUUUCUCUCGCACAAGUCGUACCCGUACUCCUGAGGCCUGCCUUCUCUAUUUGUAUUUGCGUCGCAUAUUUCCAGCUGAUACAUUACUUCAUCUUACAAUAACUGGGACUGCUCUCGUACUACUACUACUUAUCUCGCCAGUCGCGACUGCGUAAAAGAAAAAAAUUCUCUACCUGCCCACCUAAGGAAGGAAGGACCCGCUUAAGCUUUUUCGUACCUGAAUAACGCGACAAAGAAAUUUUGAUUCAGACAGAAAUAUUCUUCUGCGUCUCUUCUCUUUGCCUCGCUUCUCUCUCGUGCUGCAGGCAUUUUAUUUCAAGUGGCAUCGCCCACCUCUGGUUAUUUCGUUGUGGGAUCAUAUUUGGCUGGAGUGCAUCGCAUUUUGAGGCAUCACGCGUAGCUCGUCGACUACUCCAGUCUAUCAUACAAGCACCACACACAUUACAUCACUUCAAAUCAAAUCAUCAUGGCGUCCGCAGUCGCGGAUUUGGAGACUGGUCUCCAGGCUAUGCUCAACUUAAAGCCGCCAGGUGUGUCCGGAUCUCGCAUCACCAGUUUGACCUCUCUCUGCGUUUCCAACAUCCAGGCCGAAUCCGUCCUCAUUCAGAAAAUCUUCACACACUUCAAAAAGACACCAGGAACACACAAGUUAGGGGUACUCUACGUCGUAGACUCUGUAACCCGGAAAUGGCUCGAGCAAGCCAAGGCACAGGCACAGACAAUUAACAGCUCUGCCCCGGAUGGAACCUAUGCCGCUGGCGUCAAUCGAGUGACAGAACUCAUGCCUGUUUUGAUGAAUGACAUCCUUCAAUCCGCCCCGGAAGAACAAAAGGUACGCAUAUCUGACUAUCACACUCAUGUAGCUGGCAACCAGUCACUGCCACGUGCCGCGCAUACUGGAGCAUCUUGCAAGGCGCUUCUGUUGACGACCCUUGUUCCUUGACAUAUUUGACCUUCGUACUAUUUAUAUGGAUCGUAACUCACACAUAAUCCACCGUGUAGGAAAAGAUUAAGAAGCUCCUUGAUAUCUGGGAGAAGGGCCAGACGUUCCCUACACCAAUGCUCGAGUCUUUUAGAGAGAAGCUCAACGCACCACAACAGAAUGAAUCGACAACUCCUCCCGGUAGCCCGCCGCCCAAUGUGCUAGGCUCGCAGCAUGGCAGCGCUUCAGCUCCCGCUACGACUUCAGCUCCUCAGGCUCCUAGCGGUACAUCUAUUCUUGAAGCUUUGGCUAACAUCGCUCGUCAAAACACAACCGCUCCCCCUGCCAACCCCUUACCGGCUCCCACAGCACCGUAUAACCUGCCAGCUGCCGCGCCACCUCAACCAGUAUCAUCUGCUACGCCGCCUGUAUCGUAUCCUCCGGCGUCGCAACCCGUAAAUGUGCCGUCUCUUCCUUUCGGCCUCCCACAUAUGGGGGCGCAGAAUGGAUAUGCAGGCUCUCCUCUGAACAACCCAAGUAACCCACCUAAUCCAGUCAAUGGGGCCAUGCCUGGUGCAGCACCUGGCCUUGGGCUUGAUCCAAGCACUCAGCAGCAGAUCAUGCUGAUUAAGGCGCUCGCUGACCAAGGUAUUCCAUUUGAUAAGAUUCCUGCUCUCAUUCAGAGUAUGGGUGGUGCAGGAGCCGCGGCUGCAGCUAGCGCUCUCCCAGCUCAGCAGCCUGCUCCUUAUGCACAGGGUCCCCAAAUUCCUGGUCAAACUGCAUGGGGUGGCCCUUCAGGCAAGCCAGAGGAUUCACGUAUGCCAGGCUACGGCCAUACAAGAUCUCCUCCUAGAUUCCAUGGACGUUCUCGUUCACGAUCUCCUGACCGUGGCUGGGGUGGUCGUGGCUCUCCUCGAAAUGGACGUGAUCGCCCAGACUAUGUCCGUGACUCUCCUAACCGUGGUCGUCAUGAUGACCGCCGUGGAGGUGAAUAUCGCCAGCGUAGCCCUCAUGGACACCGUGGACGAAGUGAGACCCCGCUUCAUGAACAAGGCUCAGCCGACAAAUGGGUCGAGUACGAUCCAACUCUUCCAUCCGGACACAUCAAGGUCUAUAGCCGAACAUUGUUUGUUGGUGGAGUAACCUGCUCUGAGAGUGAAUUGCGUGGCAUAUUUGGCCGCUUCGGUACGGUGCAAACAUGCAUUGUCAACAAGGACAAGCGACAUGCUUUCGUGAAGAUGCUUAGCCGACAAGAUGCUGUCAACGCCAAGCAAGGUACUGAGGACUCCCGUAAUCUGGAGGUGCCCCUUCGUACUCGUUGGGGUGUUGGUUUCGGCCCUCGGGACUGUAGCGACUAUUCAACGGGUGUCAGCAUUAUUCCUAUCCAUAAGUUGACGGAAGCUGAUCGCAAGUGGAUGUUGACCGCCCCCUUUGGCGGCAGCGGUGGACAACCCAUUGAGACUGGCCUGUCAGUGGAGGAGCCCGAUAUCGAGAUCGGAGCUGGAGUCUCAUCCAAGGCCAUCAGCCGACGCAUGCAAACGGACAAGGGCGGUAGCAACGGACCCAAGUCAACUCGCAAUCGGGACGAAGACCUCUCCCGUUGGCGCCGAAGUAGAGACAACGGCUCAAACGGACACAAUCGUCGGGACGAUCACCGCGACCUUGCUCAGGAUGGACAGAACAUGGUUGCCUCGUUCCCCUUUGGUAUUGGCACACUGCCGAACGGCAUGCCCAACUUUCCCGCUGGCUUCACAUUCCCUGAUCCCACAAAUAACUAGAGAUUUCUUCCCAGGAGGACGCACAAGAUUAUGUAAUGAUACCCAGGUAUGGAAAUGGGAGGACAUUUUGUUAUUUUAUUGUUGAUUUCCCUGGUUGCUUUAAGCAGCGAAGAAGGCGGCGUUGGCAACAUGGCUCCAAGGUCUAUACAAGGACUUGGGCUUCGGGAGACGGUUUCUUGCAUCAGUUGGCGGGCAAACAGUCGUGAUUGACGGCUUCGUGCAUGCGCAUUGACGACCAGAUGUGUUUUUGUUUGUUUAAUGAGGGCCCCUUGGCCCACGUAGCUUUGUUGGCUACAAAUGAAAAGUUACGAUAUUCCACUAAAUACUUGCGCCUUGUGAAGUCGUGCCCGUGAAUUCGGUUCGGUCAUGGUAGUCGCCGGGUGAUUCAACAGUGCCCCCAGGUUCCAGCAUUGUACUGCUAGAGGCUUGCCAUAUUGAUGAUGUCCUUUUCACAUCUACGACCUAUAUAGCAGUGUCCUAUACAUAUCGUUGAAUCUGAAUACAACAUGUUGUUUGCCUCUGGAGUGGUUGUCUGUUGCUAUUAUUCCCCCAGGGUGAAGUUUCCACCACAAACAUUUCGUAGAGAACGCGACCA